Sorex fumeus (smoky shrew) is the source of this 3899-nucleotide messenger RNA. It is a transcript of the gene RBM33, whose product is annotated as RNA binding motif protein 33. Gene Ontology annotation, molecular function: RNA binding. NCBI's taxonomy places the organism in Eukaryota, Metazoa, Chordata, Mammalia, Eulipotyphla, Soricidae. The coding region runs from base 21 to 3518 and encodes 1165 amino acids. The record is from RefSeq and is a predicted model, not a curated record. The transcript is spliced from 18 exons.
CGCCGGCCGCCCCGCAGGCCAUGGCGGCCGCCCUGGGAGCGGGCGGCGGGCCGGGCGCCGGAGAUGAUGACUUCGACCAGCUGGACAAGCCGGGUGCCGAGCGGUCUUGGAGAAGGCGAGCUGCAGACGAGGACUGGGACAGUGAGCUCGAGGACGACUUACUCGGAGAAGAUCUGCUCUCGGGCAAAAAGAAUCAGUCGGAUUUGUCAGAUGAAGAACUCAAUGAUGAUCUUUUGCAGAGUGAUAAUGAAGAUGAAGAGAAUUUCAGUUCCCAGAGUGUCUCGAUCGGUCUCAAUGCCACGUCAGGCCUGGUCACCUCCUUCGAGCUGUCCGACAACACGAACGACCCUUCUGGAGAACAGGAGUCCGAGUAUGAGCAGGGCGAGGACGAACUGGCGUACCACAAAAGCGACGACGUCUCUGAGCUGUACGAGUACCCCGAGGGAGCACAGUACGAGGGCCCGGAAGCCGAGCUGACGGACGAGCACGGCGAGUACGUGGAGGAGCCCGAGGAGGAGCAGCUGUACAAUGACGAAGUGCUGGACCUCGAGAUCAAUGAGCCUCUGGAUGAAUUCGCAGGAAGCAUGGAAACUUUGGAACUACAGAAGGACAUAAAAGAGGAAUCAGAUGAAGAAGAUGACGAAGAUGAAGAGUCUGGACGAUUACGUUUCAAAACUGAAAGGAAAGAAGGAACCAUUAUUAGACUCUCAGACGUAACUAGAGAGAGAAGGAACAUUCCAGAAACUUUGGAGCUGUCCGCGGAGGCCAAGGCCGCGCUGCUCGAGUUCGAGGAGCGGGAGCGCCAGCACAAGCAGGGCCGCUACGGCUCGCGGCGGGGCGGGCGGCGCGGAGGAGCCGUGAUGUGCCGCGGAGUGGGCGACCAGAGACGCGACGCCGGCGAGCGGGCGAGGCUCAAAGAGCAGAGGCCGGCGCUGCUCCCCACGCAGCCCCCCGUGGUGGCCCACUCCCCGAGGCUGAUCCCCCCACCGCAGCCGCCGCCACAGCCGCCGCCGCCGCCGCCGCAGCAGCCGAUCCGGAGCCUGUUCCAGCAGCCGCCGCUGCUCCCGCUGCAGCACCCGCACCUGCCGUCCCCGCCACAGGCCCUGCACCUGCCGCCCCAGAUGGACACCCCGCGGGUGAUGAUGACCCCUCCCCCCGUGACCCCGCAGCAGCCCAAGAACAUCCACAUCAACCCGCACUUCAAGGGGGCCGUGGUGACGCCGGUGCAAGUGCCCCUGCUGCCCCUCCCGAGCCAGCCGAGACCCGCCGUGGGCCCCCAGAGAUUCCCCGGACCCCCAGAGUUCCCGCAGCACAGCCCCGGCCCUGGACCCUCCAGCUUCCCCCAGCCCCCAAGACUGCCUCUGCAGGACCAGUGGAGAGCGCCCCCGCCCCCCCAGGACCGGGACCCGUUCUUCCUGGGAGGCGAGCCCCGGUUCCCGAGCCACCUCUUCCUGGAGCAGCGCAGCCCGCCGCCUCCGCCCCCCGCCCUCCUGGGCAGCAGCCACCCGGUGCCCUCGCCCACUCCCCUGCCCUUCACGCAGCCCGGCCCCGCCUUCAGCCAGCAGGGCCAGCAGCCCGUGUUCCCCCGGGAGCGGCCCGUGAGGCCUGCGCUGCAGCCGCCCGGCCCCGUGGGGCUCCUCCAUUACAGCCAGCCCAGCUCCGCCGCCACGAGGCCCUUCAUCCCGCCCAGACAGCCCUUCCUGCCCGGCCCUGGACAGCCCUUCCUGCCCACGCACGCGCAGCCCAGCCUGCAGGGGCCCCUGCAUCCCCCUCUGCCUCCCCCCCACCAGCCGCAGCCGCAGCCGCAGCUCCAGCCGCCGCCGCAGCACCCGCCGCCGCCGCAGCACCCGCCGCAGCCGCCGCCGCCGCAGCUCCAGCCGCCGCCGCACCCGCCGCCCCACGCGCCGCAGCCGCUCCAGCACCAGCACCAGCUCUCGGUGCCGCCCCCGCCUCUGCUGCCCAUGGCGCAGCCCCCCUUCCGGCCGCACCUGCAGACGCCGCCGCCGCAGGCCGCCAGCCGCACGCAGUGCCCCCCGCGACAGGGGCUGAGACACAACUCCACGGCCCAGAACCUGAGCAAACGGCCCCUGCAGCAGAUGCCGCCCACCGCGCCCCGCAACAGCAACCUCCGCGAGCUGCCCAUCGCCCCGUCGCACGUCCUGGAGAUGACCGCCAGCCGCUGCUCGGCCGCCUCCGCCGCCCCAGGGAAGGCUGCUGCUGGCACGUCCCCGCCCACGAGGCCAGCGGUGGGGACCAGAAGCACCCAGGGGAAGGCCGACGCGAGGAGCCAGCCGGCGAGCCCUGGGGCGCAGUCGAAGGGAGAAGCAAAGGCAGAACUGGAGUUUCCAGAGGAGGAUGAGGAGACGCGGCUGUACCGCCUGAAGAUCGAGGAGCAGAAGCGCCUGCGUGAGGAGAUCCUGAAGCAGAAGGAGCUGCGGCGGCAGCAGCAGGCGGGCGCCCGCAAGAAGGAGCUGCUCGAGCGCCUGGCGCAGCAGCAGCAGCAGCAGCAGCAGCAGCAGCAGCAGCAGCCGCCGCCGCCGCCGGGCCCCGCCCCCGCACCCACGGAGCAGGAGGAGCCAGCGGCGGCCGCAGCGCCGUCCCCGCCCAACGGCAACCCCCUCCUGCCCUUCCCCGGCGCCCCGGUCAGGCCAAACGUGAAGAACAGACUCCUGGCGAAGGCCCCCGAGGGCCCCGGCGCCGCGCCCAGACCCGCGCCCUCCGGGCCGCCCGGGGCUCCCUCACCGCUGCAGGGACAGCCGGCGAAGCCGCUCAAGCACGUGCGGCCCGCCCGGGCCCCCCCACUGAGUCCGGCCCAGCACAGGGUCCCUCCGGCCAAGCCCGCCGAGGGGGAGGGCCCGCCCCCCACGCAGGCCCCGCGCUUGGCGGGCCGGCCCCCAGACAGCAAGCUCGGCACCAAGAGGACUGUCAUGCACCGGGCCAACAGUGGCGGUGGGGACGGGCCGCACGUCGGCUCCAAAGUCAGGGUCAUCAAGCUGUCCGGAGGGGGCGGCGAGAGCGACGGCUUCUUCCACACCGAGGCCGCGCCCCAGCGGCUCCCCCCACCGGCCCGCAAGGUGACGCUGACCAAGGGGGUGCUCCAGCCGCCGCCCCACCCGCCCGUGGGCGCGCACAUGCACCCUGCCGGGCCCCCAGGCAUCAGGAGUAUCCAGGGCAUCCACCCGGCCAAGAAGGUGGUCCUGCACGGACGAGGCCGCGGCGUGGCCGGCAGCCUGGGCCGGGGCCGCCUCAUGCCCAACAAGCAGAACCUGCGGGUGGUCGAGUGCAAGCCGCAGUCGUGCGUGGUCUCCGUGGAGGGGCUGUCCCUGUCCACCACGGACGUGCAGCUCCGGAGCCUGCUGGUGUCCGUGGGGCCCAUCCAGAGCCUGCAGAUGCUGCCGCAGCAGCGGAAGGCCAUCGCCACGUUCAAGGAGCCGGCCCACGCGCUCGCCUUCCAGCAGAAGUUCCACAGGCACAUGAUCGAUCUGUCCCACAUCAACGUGGCCCUGAUCGUGGAGUGACCGCUUCCCAGAGGCCGACCCGGCGCUGCCCUGCGACGCAGACGGAGGCCCCCGAGCGCAGCCCCGCGCCUCUCGAGGCCCGCGGGCCCGUUGCCCGCCGCAGCCGGCCUGGCCUGGCCUGGACUCAGGAGACGGAACUUGCGGGACGCGCGGCCUGGCGUGGGGUCGGCUAGCUUCUGAGUGUGUGGGCGCCGCAGAGAACUCGGGCUUCUGUUUCCUGUCCCACGUCCUCCCGCAUGUGGACAGUGUCCUCGGGUCCCUCCCCGCGCCACUGAGCAGUGCCCAGAGCAGGGACAGCGGCAGCGCACGGCCGCUCGCAGAAAGAACACUUGAUAAUGGUUGCACUCACCUUCCGCGCAGGCAGUGAGACUUUCUCACGCC